Messenger RNA from Conger conger (European conger), 3530 nucleotides. RefSeq names its product histone-lysine N-methyltransferase 2C-like. Gene Ontology annotation, molecular function: histone binding; transcription coactivator activity; histone H3K4 methyltransferase activity. NCBI's taxonomy places the organism in Eukaryota, Metazoa, Chordata, Actinopteri, Anguilliformes, Congridae. Gene Ontology annotation, cellular component: MLL3/4 complex. Gene Ontology annotation, biological process: positive regulation of transcription by RNA polymerase II. The transcript is spliced from 15 exons. Bases 681 to 3530 code for a protein of 949 amino acids. The record is from RefSeq and is a predicted model, not a curated record.
AUGGAGUGUAUGCAAUAACUUUAAAUUUGAGGUUUUUCGUAGAAAACACAUAUUUCUUUUUUUUUUUUUUAAAGGAAUGUUCAGCCAGAAAACAACACAUAAUAUACUCUAUCCACCUAAAAGCUUUGGGGAAACUUGCAUGGGGGAUAUUACGCUGAUAUGAGUUGACUGGGAGCUGGAAAAAAGAAUUGCAAUCAAUUUCGUAAGCAUUCUGCUUUUCUCGUGAAUGUUUUUCAGCGUUUCUGUUGCAUUUAUUCUAAGUUUUUUUCAGCCAUUUGACGACUAAGGAAUACUUUCUUUGAUUUUUGGCGAAGACUAAAAGAUGAUACCACUGGGAAGUAAAAUACGGCAUAUUUUUGUGCAGCAGUGUACUUCAGAAAAAGGAAACUAACCAGUUUUAAAUAAAGGGAAAGCGACGAGGUUUGUUGUUGGACCCUGUAACCGGUUACUUUUUUCAAUCAACUGAAGAAAUGUUUUUUGGAAUAUAAUUUAACCAACUGCAUGCUUUUGAAGCGCAUAUAGCCUACUGCAUUUGUUUCUUCUAGAUUUUUAUGCUGGAUAGUGACACAGCGACAAAACCCCCAUUCCUUCAAAAUAUUAAACAAAAGUAUUAACUAUAUUUCUCGUAUGACACUGAAGGUCAUGACGACAAUAACUCAAAACUUCUAGGUUUGAAAAGAAUGUCAUCAGAGGACGGGACUGUGGAGGCCUCUGACCAAGGACCAUCGCCGCUCCCUGGCAGUGUCGGGGACUUGCCUGUGGGCAGCCCGGCCUCCGCAGACAGACACCCCCGGGGUCGGCCACGCAAGGAUGUCCUGGCCUCCACGCCCAAGCCCAGGAAAAAAGUCCGCAACAGAGGAAGGGCGGCGGCUGAUGAUGAUGAUGAUGAUGAUGAUGAUUAUGAUAGCAGGGAUGGAACAGAGGUGACAGAAUUUGAUGGCCCGCCAGAGUCAGGAGAAAGAAGAGAUCCUUUCGGAGAGGGGGAGGACGACGGCGAUAGUGAGGGGGACCUGCUGGCAGGGGACAGUGGGCCCCUGUCCCCGAUGUUCCAGCACUCUCUGUCACUGGACUCUGCAGGGUCGUCUACCUUAACAGCUGAGGAGGCCAAAAUCAGCGAGCAGCUCUGUGCCUUCUGUUACUGUGGAGAGAGGAGCCUUCUGGGUCAGGGGGAGCUGAAGAUGUUCGGCCCCACGCCGGGCUACGUCCCGCUGCACAUCCGCAACCGCAGGGGCAGCUCGGAGAACGACACCGACGUGGACCGCAGCCCAGAGCGGGACAUGACUGACCCAGAGCUGAACGGGCCGCUCUCUCCGGCCGACGGGAUGGCGGAUGUGUUCGGGGAGGAGCCGGUUAGGAAGCUGUUGGGGGAGCUGGGACAGAUAGGCCUCCCAGACGACAUCAACGUCCAGUCACUGUUCGAUCCCACAGGGCAAUGCUGUGCCCAUCUGCGCUGUGCGGCGUGGUCAGAGGGGGUGUGUCGGGGAGAGGGACAGUCACUCCUCUACGUGGACAAAGCCAUCGACUCAGGGAGCACAAAGCACUGUGCGUACUGUAAGCGCCUUGGAGCCUCCAUAAAGUGCUGUGCGGAGAAGUGUGUCCGCUCGUACCACUAUCCCUGCGCAGCCGCCACUGCUGGAACCUUCCAGAACAACAGGAGCCGCACCCUCCUCUGCCCGGAACACCUUCAGUCAGCCCUCUGCAGAUACGAGGGCGAGACAAACUGCGUCCUGUGCGACAGCCCCGGAGACCUCCACGACCAGCUCUUCUGCACCAGCUGCGGCCAGCACUACCACGGCUUGUGCCUGGACGUCAGCGUGGGCCCGCUCAAGAGGGCCGGCUGGCAGUGCCCAGAGUGCAAGGUCUGCCAGACGUGCAGGAACCCUGGAGAGGACAGCAAGAUGUUGGUCUGUGAUAUGUGUGACAAAGGCUAUCACACAUUCUGCCUGCAGCCAGUGAUGGAUACUAUUCCCACCAAUGGAUGGAGGUGUAAGAACUGCAGAGUGUGUGUCCAGUGUGGCACCAGGACCAGCAGCCAGUGGUACCACAACUGUCUGCUAUGUGAGGCCUGCUACCAGCAGCAUGAUCCUUCAGCCCCCUGCCCCAUAUGUGGGAAGUCCCUGAAUCCAGAGCUGCACAGAGACCUCCUUUCCUGCCACACCUGUAAAAGUUGGUUCCACACUGACUGCGAGAGGCAGACGGAAGCCAACGCUGAAACCCCGCUGAGGGACGACUACGUCUGCUCUUCCUGCAAGCAAGCUGAGCUGGACGCAGCCCAACCUCAGAGUGACCCGGCCCAGGAGGCAAAGCCCACUCCAGAACCUGCGUCGGAAGACCUUGGAGGUGCAGAUGAUGGCGAAGCACCACAGGGGGACAGAGGUUUUAACACAGCUUCUGCCAGUGAAGAACGGAGAGAUACUCCGUCAGCCCUGGACCCAGCACAGGAAAUCCAAGUUACCGUCACAGUGACGGAGCGUCCGACUUCACCCCAGCUGGUGCCGGGUCUGGUGGAGGAGGUCGGGCAGCCUGCUCAGGGCACACCGGUGGGCAUCGUGGCAGAGACAAAAGAGUCGGCGGACAUCCCUCUAGAGGCCGGGUCCAAGCCGGUGGCCGCCAACCCCAGAGAGGUGUCCUCACCGACCAAAGAAAGCACAGAAGAGCCAGAGGCUGCUCUGGAGGAGCCUAUGGAGAUGUCUCCCUCGUUGGAGAAAGGGGAGGAGUGGAGCAGGACAGGCCUGGAGGAGGAGGAUGAUAAGGAAGAGGGGGUGGCGCAACAGGUUGAGGGUGUGCAGGAAGAGGGAGAGCUGUGUCUCCCGGUAGAGGUAGACACCAGCACUCCGGUAGAGUUAGACAGCAUCCGCUCCCCCUCAGUGGAGGUAGACGCCACCCCUGCGAUAGAGGUAGACGCCACCCCUGCGAUAGAGGUAGACGCCACCCCUGCGAUAGAGGUAGACGCCACCCCUGCGAUAGAGGUAGACGCCACCCCUGCGAUAGAGGUAGACGCCACCCCUGCGAUAGAGGUAGACGCCACCCCUGCGAUAGAGGUAGACGCCACCCCUGCGAUAGAGGUAGACGCCACCCCUGCGAUAGAGAUAGACACCACCCCUGCGAUAGAGGUAGACACCACCCCCUCGCUAGAGGUGGUCACCAACCCCACCCCCACAGUAGAGGUGGUCACCACCCCCGCCCCCUCAGUAGAGGUGGUCACCACCCCCGCCCCCUCAGUAGAGGUGGUCACCAUCCCAACCCCCCCAGUAGAGGUAAACACCACCCCCACCCCCUCAGUAGAGGUGGUCACCAUCCCAACCCCCUCAGUAGAGGUAAACACCACCCCCACCCCCUCAGUAGAGUUGGUCACCAACCCCACCCACUCAGUAGAGGUGGUCACCAACCCCACCCCCUCUGGAGAGGUGGUCACCAUCCCAACCCCCUCAGUUGAGGUGGUCACCACCCCCACCCACUCAGUAGAGGUGGUCACCAACCCCACCCCCUCCGUGUCGAGGUGGUCACCAACCCCACCCCCUCCCUGGUAG